CCUCACUCGGGUUCCGGGCGUUCUGGCCAUCUGUAGCUGCUGCUGCUGCUGCUGCUGCUUCCCCGCGCGCACGCGUUAGUACUUUUCCGAAGGAAGAGAGCGUUUAGUCAUUCAAGAUGUCUCACCAAUACCCAGCCUUGACCCCAGAGCAGAAGAAGGAGCUGUCAGAUAAUGCUCUCCGUAUUGUGACAACUGGCAAAGGCAUCCUAGCGGCUGAUGAAUCUACCGGCAGUAUUGCCAAACGCCUGCAGUCCAUUGGCACCGAAAACACAGAAGAAAACCGCCGUUUCUACAGGCAACUGCUGCUCACUGCAGAUGACCGUGUCAACCCUUGCAUUGGUGGUGUGAUCCUCUUCCAUGAGACCAUGUACCAAAAAGCUGAUGAUGGCCGUCUCUUUACCAAGGUCAUUAAGGACAAAGGUGCCCUUGUUGGCAUCAAGGUUGACAAAGGCGUUGUACCUCUUGCAGGGACUAAUGGAGAGACCACCACCCAGGGUCUGGAUGGCUUGUCUGAACGCUGCGCCCAGUAUAAGAAGGAUGGUGCUGACUUUGCCAAGUGGCGCUGUGUCUUGAAGAUCACUCCAACCACCCCUUCCCCUCUGGCCAUCAUUGAGAAUGCCAAUGUGCUUGCUCGUUAUGCCAGCAUCUGCCAGCAGAAUGGAAUUGUUCCUAUUGUGGAACCAGAAAUCCUUCCUGAUGGUGACCAUGAUCUCAAACGCUGCCAGUAUGUGACAGAGAAGGUUCUGGCCGCUGUGUACAAGGCCUUAAGUGACCAUCAUAUCUACCUGGAGGGGACCCUGCUCAAACCAAACAUGGUGACACCUGGCCAUGCCUGCACCACCAAAUACGCUCCUGAAGAAAUUGCUUUUGCUACUGUUAUUGCCCUGCGCCGCAAUGUGCCUCCUGCAGUGCCUGGCAUCACCUUCCUGUCUGGAGGUCAAAGCGAGGAAGAGGCUUCCAUCAACUUGAAUGCCAUCAACAAGUGCCCUCUGCACAAGCCAUGGGCCUUGACCUUCUCUUAUGGUCGUGCCCUGCAAGCCUCUGCCCUCAAGGCCUGGAGUGGUAAGAAAGAAAACCUCAAGAACGCCCAGGAGGAAUACAUCAAGCGAGCUUUGGCCAACAGCCUUGCCUGUCAAGGUAAAUACGUUUCAUCUGGCCAAACGGGAGCAGCUGCCAGCGAGUCUCUCUUUGUUUCCAACCAUGCUUAUUAAACUCAGGGCCUUGGUUGCAUUGUCUGCUCUCUCCUGUUGCUACAUUGUGCCUGGGCUACUGUGAUGUCUGCUGUUGUUUUUCACCCUCCCCUCUUCUCCUCACCCUCCCCUUUCCCUUUUGCCGGCUUCUCUUGUAAGAGAAAGAUGCAAAUCUUUGUCUUGCCAUGAAAAACCUAGAAGUCCUGGCUUAUUCCUUUCUCUAAUGCAUCCCCAUCACCAUCUCUGUAUGUGAAAUUCAGCUUCUUCUGGUGAAUGACACUCCUGGUCUGCAGCCAAAACAUCAAAAUGUCUCCGGGGCAGGGACGUCUGACAUGCAGACCUCUUGGAAUAAAAAUAUUUAAAUGUU
Candoia aspera is the source of this 1557-nucleotide messenger RNA. RefSeq names its product aldolase, fructose-bisphosphate A (gene ALDOA). The transcript has 9 exons. Gene Ontology annotation, molecular function: fructose-bisphosphate aldolase activity. NCBI's taxonomy places the organism in Eukaryota, Metazoa, Chordata, Lepidosauria, Squamata, Candoiidae. Gene Ontology annotation, biological process: fructose 1,6-bisphosphate metabolic process; glycolytic process. Bases 117 to 1211 code for a protein of 364 amino acids. Gene Ontology annotation, cellular component: cytosol. The record is from RefSeq and is a predicted model, not a curated record.